Pantherophis guttatus is the source of this 1929-nucleotide messenger RNA. RefSeq names its product migration and invasion inhibitory protein (gene MIIP). Gene Ontology annotation, biological process: negative regulation of cell migration; negative regulation of G2/M transition of mitotic cell cycle. The record is from RefSeq and is a predicted model, not a curated record. NCBI's taxonomy places the organism in Eukaryota, Metazoa, Chordata, Lepidosauria, Squamata, Colubridae.
CAGUCAGAAGGGGGGGCGGCUGAGCAGCCAGGGCAGCCUUCCCUUCCCCAGGCUGUGGCCGAUGGGAGUUGUAGUGCAUCUCCUCCUCUUAGAAGGACGUUGAAAUAGGGGAAGGGGAAGUGUUGCUUUCCCCUCUAUGGGGUGGUGGGCUUAGUUAGAUCUGCAGGCUUAAUUUUGGGGCAGGUAGUGGGAGGGGAGGAAGCCCCUUUGAUCACUUUUGGGGGAUGGAGGCUGAUCUUUGGUGGCUGAUCCAAUAAAACCUAUCAGAGAUCAAAUCAAAUCAACCAGGAAUUAAAGCCCCCCUCCCUUCCUCUUCCUUCCCCCCCCCCCAAAAAAAAAAUUCUUGCAUGGGAACUUGGGAGUCAGUAAGAUCUAAGACUUUUAGUCUGACCUGUGGGGGAGGGUGAUGAGAAAAGACUACCUCUGGGCGCGUGCAGAGUUCCCCCACCGCCUCUCUAGAGCCCAGGGCAGGCUUGCCAGGCAGAAGAAGUCAUCUCGGCCUCAACAGAUCAAAGCAAAAAAAAAAGAUCAAAAAUAUUCAGAUAUUUACUACUCCCCAGCUCUCGAAAGGGAGACGUUACUUCGGCUCCGGCAGCGCACAUUUUGGAAGCCCCCCCCGAGAUGGAUCUUCAACAGCUCCGCCAUUUAAACCAAGACCUCCUGCAAAAGUUGAAAGCCAACCAAGAAGAGUUCAGGAAACGCCUUCCCUUCGUGCUGGCUUCUUCCUCGGGGAACCCUGAGCGCAAACGGAUGCUCAGUUCCAGGAUCCAAUCACCACCGUUUCAUCCGGAUGUGGAGGAGGCCAUCUUAAACGUUUCAGAGACAAGGAAUUCCCAACUGAGUCUUGACUCUCUGCCGAGUGAGAGAUGGAAAGGGGGAUGCUCCCCUAACUGGGGGCCGCCCCGUUCCCCCUGUAUGAUCAUUGUGCCGUUGGGCGAGGCUGGAAACGGAAACUUGGAAACAGCCAAGGAGGAUGCCCCCCAAAAGCCACCUCCUGCGCCUUCCUUCCCUGAGGCGAAGGAGAGAACGGGGGGCCGAGAGGAACUGACCCAAAGCCCAGCAGAAGAAGAGAGGAGGCAGGGGACAUCGGCUCAGAUGCCUCAGACCCCCAAGUCCAUUCUGCUUACACCGGGGGGCAAGCAUGGCAGGACAAGGAAGAAGAAGAAGGAAGCCGGGCACGUGACCUUCGUCUCCGACACGGAGGAGCAUUUGAUCCAGGCGGAUAGCAUGUCAGCGCAGCCUUUCCUGGGCUACGACUGGAUCGCAGGGCUACUGGAGACGGAUACCUCCCUGUCUGAAAAACCCGAGGAAUAUUUUGCUGAGCUCCAGAAGUUUCGUCAGGUGAACAAAGAGGCUUGCAUCCGCGACCACGGCUUCGAGUUGGAAGAUGUAAAUUCUUCGGCCCUGGAUCAGGAGAUGGAAACAGAGGCGGAUUCCCACCAAUGUGUCUUCUGCUAUCGGUUGAAUAAACGCCUUUUUACCGUGCCAACGGAUCCAGAAUCGGCCUGCCCCGUUUGCAAAACCCCUCGAGCUGAAAAACCUCCUGAGACCCUGGUGGAACCAGCUUUCGUUAGAGUCAGCUUCCCGAGAUCUACCUUCCUCCCCACGUAUAAACACAAAAUCCACCGACGGAAAAGCUACGAAAUGGAGGACAAUUUGGCCCUGCCCUCGCACUGCCUUGCUGGUUGGGAGAACCCCGUCCGAGUUUCCACCCCCGUCGUCAGCAGCCUGGAUCUACAUUCAUCCCUGGAUUCUCGGUAUCCACGUCAGAAUGCCGGCUCUAGGGUGGCAGGUGGGACGAGGACGGACCAACUGCUUGACCGCUCUCGGGUGGUGGAAUUCGAACUCGGCAGCGCCCCUUGGAAGCAGAUGCACCGAAAGCCGCCACGCCACAAAGCCAUUUCCCAUUAAAACCACAUCCAAUAUGUA